This is a messenger RNA of Fusarium redolens, 927 nucleotides long. RefSeq lists its product as uncharacterized. The record is from RefSeq and is a predicted model, not a curated record. Lineage: Eukaryota; Fungi; Ascomycota; Sordariomycetes; Hypocreales; Nectriaceae. The transcript is spliced from 2 exons. The coding region runs from base 1 to 681 and encodes 226 amino acids.
AUGGUUAACCCCACCGACACUUCUUCUGGUUACGGCAUUGGUGUUAUCAAUGAAGAGUCCGAAAAGCCUUUUGUCACUGAGAUUCCUGUCCCUCCAUCCGUCCGCAAUAGUCUGACACUGAAGCUAACCAUGACAUAUGCCGAUGUUCCCGGUGCAGCAUUGUCUAAUGGUCUCAAUCUCGUGGUCAAAGCAGGAGACAGAGAAAGACAUGGAAACCAGGGUCAACAAGAAUUCGACAACACUGCAGCUGGGUCGUUUGACCGUAGGAAUAAUGUUGAGCAGGUUAUCUGGCCGCAGAUUCCUGGGGACAAUGUAAAGAUUAUUAUCAAGCCUUACCGACUGGAUCGGGUUAGGGUUGAGAUGAAAUGCGCGAGUCUUAGUGAAAGCUUUACUAAAGCUCUCUAUCUACUUGCCCUACGCCCUCGAACACAAUUUUCAGCUCUUGUCGUCCCUUCAGGUACUUUUAACAACGUUCCUAAUAAGCCAAAUCUAGCAAGUCAAGUUGGCAAGCCAAAUCAAGUCAAGUUCUCCUUAUUCAGACCUGCGAGACUUGCAAGUCAUAUAUGGCAUCUAGUUUUUCCUAUAUAUAGGGUCAAUUGGCCCCGGAAAGUGGCCAAAUAUGGUUCUGGUGAUAAUUUUCGGGGUGGUGUUGUCUCGCCGCCACUUUAUUUGGGCACCUAGGUGCCCAUGUAUUGGCCGCCCCUUAGGAAUCUCUUUCUCCCCUUAUAAACAAUCAUUUUGCCCAAGUCGCACUCGACCAUGUUUGUGCCCUUGUCCCGUCACACUGGUUCUCAGACUUCAAUAAUGCCAUCUGAUGCAUUAUUGCCUUAGUUUCCUUAGAAAAUGACCUAAGUGCCUCUAGAAUAGAUGCCGGGGAGCUGCUCUGGUGCCUUGUGACUCGUCUUCAAGGUAUUCAGACUGAGAGCU